Messenger RNA from Fomitiporia mediterranea MF3/22, 1022 nucleotides. RefSeq lists its product as uncharacterized. The transcript is spliced from 3 exons. Gene Ontology annotation, cellular component: U2-type spliceosomal complex. The record is from RefSeq and is a predicted model, not a curated record. Gene Ontology annotation, biological process: snoRNA splicing. The annotation marks the transcript as partial. NCBI's taxonomy places the organism in Eukaryota, Fungi, Basidiomycota, Agaricomycetes, Hymenochaetales, Hymenochaetaceae. Gene Ontology annotation, molecular function: metal ion binding.
CCAUGACGGACACUCAGCCUGCUGUCCCAUUCUUCAAGAAGGGCAAGUCACGGCCCGCAAACCACAGAAGACGUGACACAUCUCCGUCUGCUGCAAACGUGAUGCAAUCAUCAGCUGCUUCAGAAGUAAAUACUGCCACAAAGUCAGAGGUGGUUCUUCCUUCUCGAAAAGCGGGUCCAAAUCUGCUUUCGGCAGGGACCAAACGAUUAAAAUCACAAAGAGAUGAUGGCGACUUCUCAGAUGAAGAAGCUCGUAACGGGCCAGACGUGAAAUGGACUGCAUCAGGCUCCCACCAGGCCGCCGCCCAGGAGAUCCUGGCGGGUGAUGAGGCCGAAGCUUUGGCGGAGCGGCGGAACAAGAAGACGAAGCUGAACGGAGAUGAGGAGGAAAACGGACUAGAUGAUGGGUUGUAUCAUGGACAAAAUGCAUACAAGUCACAUUUGAAGAAGAACCAGGAAGUGCCAAAGGCCAUGCGUGUGGGUCCUCAACGGAAUACGUCGAGCACCAUACGCCAAGUUACCAUAGUUGACUACCAACCCGACGUGUGUAAGGACUACAAAGAAACUGGUUACUGUGGAUUUGGCGACACCUGCAAGUUCCUUCAUGACCGUGGAACGUAUCUUGCUGGGUGGCAGCUUGACAAGCUUGCGGAGAAUGCAAAACGUAAUGUCGGCGACUCAGACUCGGAUAGCGAUACAGACUCGGACGAUGAUAUCCCAUUCGCAUGUUUAAUCUGCCGCAAACCGUACACUGACCCCGUCGUAACACGAUGCGGACAUUAUUUCUGCUCUGCAUGUGCUAUCAAACGGUUCGCGAAGACUCCGAAAUGUAUUGCUUGUGGGACGGCGACCGGCGGGAUCUUCAAUAGGGCGGAUAAGGUCAUUGCGAAGUUGCAGAAGACGAAGGAGGCUAAUGAAGGAGAGGACGGAGCGGACAAUGAAGAUAGGGACGGAGGGAAGAAUGAAGUUCAACUUGAAGGACUGGGAGAAGGGAGUGACGAUGACGAUAACGGCGAGGAGUGA